AUGCACCGUUAACAAUAGACAUAGUACAGAUAUGAAACUUAGUUGACUAAUCUAUAGUAUAUACCGUACUGUUUGAUUGCGUCUUACAAUUCAUCUUUUAAACGAAUUAAUGAAUAAUUUAAAAUCUAAAAAGCAUACGCAACAAGAAAGUAUAAAUAAUAUAAAUAUAUAAUAUAACAAGCUUUCAACAUAACCCGUUUCGGAAGUUUGUUCUUGCUGUCGUGAUAUACCCUGUUUUCUGUAUUGUAGUUUAAGAAACGAAGUGGUGAAUGAAUGUUGAUAACAGUAAUUACAUGAUAGCACGCGUCAAAACCUAUAAGGGUGCAAAUACAAAGAUCUGAUGGUCAUUUGAUUCCUAUAAAAGUGUACAUGACUCCUGACAGUAAGAAAAUGCAGAAGGUUGGAAAAUUGAAUCCGUCGAUUGAUAUCAUCCCGCUACAGGGAUCUAGCGGAGAUUCAAAAUCAAAAGCUAUGAAUAAUAAACGCAAAGUUGAUAUUUCUCAUAGAUAUCUUCGGGAUCAAGUACUAAUUUCACGUGUACAAACGUAUAUGCACGAAAAUGAAAACAAAGUUUAUAUUGAUGUUAUUGAAAUGGCAAAUGCUUUGCAAAGAAAAUACCGUGAUUAUCGUAUAAAAAAACAGGGCCCUUUCAGAGCUCUGGUACGCAAAGCAUACGACGAACUAACAGAAAUGUUUGCGAAAAAGCAUUGUCCUUCUGAAUGGCCUGGUUAUGAUGACGAAGACGAAGAGGAAGAAGUUGACAUUGAAUCAGAUCCUCAGAAUACCAUGUUGGAUGGUAUGUUAUUAAAAAUGUAUAAAAAAUCACAAAACAAACAAAAUGGAAAUUCUAGCGACAAAGAACUAAUAGAUAUCAGUAGUGAUGAUGAUGCUAGUAAAGUGGAUUCAAAUACAUAUAAUAAGACAGAUGAACCCGAGGUCGCAGAUAAAAGUAUACAGCAGAAACCGGGUCCAUCUUUGCACGUAGAAAAACCUGUGCCUCCUAAAGAAAUUGAACAGAGAAAAACACCUACAAAAGAAGCACGACAAAUUACAGAAACACGACAAAGUAAUGCAGAAGUUGAACCAUUUAAUAGAAAAAGGCAACGCGAUAAAGACAUUGAUAAUAAUCAAUUUAUGUUUACAAAAAAACCCAAAGGAGUACCUAUUUCAGAAUCAAAAGUUACAUUUACCGACAUAGGAGGAUGUGAUAAAAUUUUAAAAACUGUUUGUAAACUACUGGCUCAUAUAAAACAUCCAGAAAUUUUUAAACAACUUGGUAUAUCACCCCCAAGAGGAUUUUUGCUUCAUGGCCCACCUGGAUGUGGAAAGACAUUACUGGCAUAUGCUAUUGCAGGAGAGUUAGGAAUACCUUUACUAAAAGUAGCAGCACCUGAACUUGUAGCUGGAGUUUCAGGGGAAAGCGAAGCACGGAUUAGGGAUUUAUUUGAACAAGCUCUUGCCAUUUCACCAUGUGUAAUCUUUUUGGAUGAAAUUGAUGCUGUUGCACCACAUAGAGCUACUGCUCAGAGGGAAAUGGAAAGAAGAAUUGUUGCACAACUGUUAUCAUGUUUAGAUGAAUUAAGUUUAAAAGAGAAUGGUACUGGAGUAUUAGUGCUUGGAGCUACAAAUCGGCCUGAUUCUUUGGAUCCAGCAUUAAGAAGAGCAGGUCGCUUUGAUCAUGAAGUGUGUCUUGGUAUACCAGAUAGGGAUGCAAGAACAAAAAUUUUAACUGUACACACAGAAAAAGUAGCACUUGCUCCCAAUGUUAGUUUAUCUACAAUAGCUUCGCUAACGCCAGGUUUUGUUGGAGCUGAUUUAGUUGCAUUAAUUAGAGAAGCUGCUAUGGCAGCUGUAGACAGAAUACUUGAAAACGUAAAUAAAUCAGAACCAGAUAUUAAAUCAGAAACGAGAGAAGAUGAUCCCCCCACUGAAAAGGAAAACUUUGAAAACACUGGCAACUUAGAUGAAGAAGUAACUAUUGAGUCGCCUUCUUCGAAUCACAACAAUAUCCCCAAAUUAAACAAAACAAGUAACCCUACAAGUCCUCAAGCACUAAUUGAGAUGGAUGUGACACAAGAAAAUUCAAAAUCUCCAGACUUGGCAGCAUUACUUACUUGGUUACGUAAUGAUCCACCACUUUCCUCAGAACGAUUAAAAACUCUAUAUAUUGAACACAGUGAUUUUGAAACUGCUCUUCGCGUUAUUCAGCCAUCUGCGAAAAGAGAAGGCUUUGCAACUGUACCUGAUGUUACAUGGGAUAAUGUUGGUUCUUUAAGAGACAUUAGAGAGGAAUUACAGAUGGCCAUACUUGCUCCGGUUCGACAUUCCGAACAUUUUACAGCCUUAGGAUUAACAACACCUACUGGAGUAUUAUUAUGCGGUCCACCUGGAUGUGGUAAAACAUUGCUAGCCAAAGCAAUUGCGAAUGAAGCUGGUAUCAACUUUAUUUCUGUUAAAGGGCCAGAACUUUUGAAUAUGUAUGUUGGCGAAAGUGAAAAAGCAGUCCGGCAAUGCUUCAUGAGAGCACGAAAUUCAGCUCCGUGUGUUAUAUUCUUUGAUGAGUUGGAUGCUUUGUGCCCAAGACGAUCAGAUGGUGAUAACUCCGCUACAUCGCGCGUAGUUAAUCAAAUGCUUACGGAAAUGGAUGGAGUAGAAGGACGUCAGGGAGUAUUUUUAAUGGCUGCUAGUAAUAGACCUGAUAUUAUUGAUCCAGCAGUUUUGAGACCAGGAAGAUUAGAUAAAAUUUUAUAUGUAGAUCUACCUACUGCAGCAGAUCGUGUUGAUAUUUUGAGAGCAUUGACAAAGAAUGCAACUAAACCAAAAUUAGCUGCGGAUGUAAAUUUGGAACAAAUAGGAUAUAACAGCAAAUGUGAUGGUUAUACUGGGGCAGAUUUAGCAGCUUUAAUCAGAGAAGCUGGUAUAGAAGCUCUGAGAGAAUUAAUGGACAUACAUUAUACAGGACAACCAGAAAUUUCUAUGCGACACAUUUUAUCCGCAUUUGAUAAGAUAAGACCAUCUGUACAGGAAAAGGACAUAAAACAUUAUGAAAAGUUGAAGAAAUUGUAUUCGAUUAAAAAGAAAUCUGACGAUAGUCCAAUGGAAACUCCAACGGAUGCAGUUAUAGUAGAUGUAGUGAUGGAACCUAUGGAAACGUGAAAUAAAAAUAUAAUAUAAUGUAUGUAACAAUCUUCCAUUAUAAGAUACUCUUUGAAAUUAAUAACAAUGAAAUAAGGAUUGUACACACUGUACGCUUUGACUUUAUUUUUAUAGUCAAAGCAUUCUUAUCUUUACUGUGCGAAAAUGUAGUUAUAAUGUUAAACCUUGGUUGACCAUUUUAAAAUAAGAAUUAAAAUCUAUAUUUUAUUCUUUAUUUUUUGGUACUCUUUCGUAAAUAAAAGAAAUUAUGUUCAACAUACUCUCGAGCAAUUUACAUAAUCAUUUCCACUAUUUAAAAAAAUAAAAACAAAGAAUUGUACACAUUUUGUAAUUGAAUAGCACAAUUUUAUUAACAAUAAAUAAUUGACUGACAUAUCUUCUUAGAAUACAAAAUUUGAUCU
This is a messenger RNA of Nomia melanderi (Alkali bee), 3557 nucleotides long. It is a transcript of the gene smid, whose product is annotated as nuclear valosin-containing protein-like smid. The record is from RefSeq and is a predicted model, not a curated record. Gene Ontology annotation, biological process: ribosome biogenesis. Gene Ontology annotation, molecular function: preribosome binding; ATP hydrolysis activity; RNA binding. NCBI's taxonomy places the organism in Eukaryota, Metazoa, Arthropoda, Insecta, Hymenoptera, Halictidae. Gene Ontology annotation, cellular component: nucleus.